Naegleria lovaniensis is the source of this 264-nucleotide messenger RNA. RefSeq lists its product as uncharacterized. Bases 1 to 264 code for a protein of 87 amino acids. The transcript has a single exon. Lineage: Eukaryota; Heterolobosea; Eutetramitea; Acrasida; Naegleriidae. Gene Ontology annotation, cellular component: membrane. The record is from RefSeq and is a predicted model, not a curated record.
AUGACUUGUUGUGGAGACGAUCAAACAACAGCUGCAACCUUCGGUCUCGUUCUAUUAUCAUUCAUUCUUCCUCCAUUGGCUGUCUACAUCAGCUUCUACGUUUCUCCAAAUAGCGACAUGGAUUGGGAUGAUUCUGCCUACAUGGGAAGACACAUUUGGUUCUGUAUCACUCUCGGAGCAACCAUUUGUGGAUAUUUACCUGGAGUGUGCAUUGCAUUGUUUUUUGUUAUGACUAAUGGACCUUGUUGUGAUAAAAAGGAGUAG